Molecule: messenger RNA, 1281 nt
Organism: Ogataea angusta
Lineage: Eukaryota; Fungi; Ascomycota; Pichiomycetes; Pichiales; Pichiaceae
Exons: 2
Coding region: 1-1281 (426 amino acids)
Cellular component (GO): intracellular membrane-bounded organelle; cytosol; membrane
Molecular function (GO): sterol binding
Source: RefSeq, a predicted model, not a curated record
AUGAAACUUUGUCACAAGGACAAGCAUCAGGAGAAGAACGUUUCCGAUGACAUUGAGGAUAUCGAUGAAGUGGACGACCAGGGCCAGUCAAUUUUGAUGGGAAUCAUCUCGCAGCUGCGGCCCGGCUCUGAUCUUUCUCGAAUUACGCUUCCGACGUUUAUUUUGGAGAGAAAGAGCAUGCUGGAGCGGAUUACGAACCAAUUGCAACAGCCGGACAUACUUCUGGCCGCACACUCUACAGCCGACCCGGUUGAACGGUUUGUCACUGUCGUGAAGUGGUACAUGUCGUGCUGGCACAUUGCUCCCAAAGCCGUGAAAAAACCAUUGAACCCGAUCCUGGGAGAGUACUUCACGUGUUACUGGGACCUUCCGAACGGGUCUCAGGCAUACUAUGUUGCUGAGCAAACAUCCCACCAUCCUCCAAAAUCCUCCUAUUUCUACAUUAUUCCUGAUCAGAACAUCAGAGUCGACGGAAUGGUCGUUCCGAAGUCCAGGUUUUUAGGCAACUCCACCGCAGCAAUCAUGGAGGGUGUGACCAAGCUCUCCUUUUUGGAUAUCGUCGACGAAGAAAGCGGCGAAUGCGAAUACUAUACAAUGACGCAGCCAAACAUGUAUGCCAGAGGCAUCCUAUUUGGAAGUCUGAAGUUUGAGCUCGGAGACCACCUGAUAUUGCAAUGUCCUAGAAACAAUUUGAUUGCCGACAUUGAGUUUAAAACCAAAGGAUUCAUUUCCGGCUCCUACAACGUGAUUGAGGGACAGAUCAAGAACACCAAGACUGGCGAGGUGCUGUACGAAUUAAGUGGAAAGUGGUCAGAAGAGAUGUAUAUCAAAGAUACCAAGACCGGCAAGAAAUCGGUCUUUUUCGAUUGCGAACACAGCUCUCCUUUGAAGCCGAAGGUGAGAGACAUUUCUGAGCAAGGAGCUUACGAAAGCCGUCGACUGUGGAAGAAGGUGACUGAUGCUCUGGCGCAACGCGACCAUCACACCGCUACAGACGAGAAGUUCAAGAUCGAGGAAGAACAAAGAGUCCAGCAGAAGAAGCGUGAAGAAGAGGGCGUGGAUUUCCAUCCCAAGCUGUUCAAACAAAUGCCUGUUGCCGAAACCGCUCGCCAUGGCAAUGAAAACUUGGAGUAUGUGAUCUAUAAAGACAAGGUGCUGAAUAAAGAUCUCAAAGCUCACAACGCUGAAGAUUUGCGGAAACAUAUAUUCGAGAUCGCGCCUUUCCUUCCGGGCCAACAAUUCAACCCAGAGUUUGAGAUCCCAGCCUACAAGAAGUCCUAG